AUGACAAUCACCACGGCGGGUACAGCGGUUCACAUAGCCCCCACUGUGGCCAAAACAUUCUUCAAACAUUACUGCAAGAAAGCCAAACGCUCUCUCCGCAACGGGUUUCGCAACGAUGCAUCGGAUUCCAGCACCUCGCAACCCAGGGCUACGGACGAGUUCAUGUUCGAUGAGGCGUUUCACGUCGUUAAGGCCUUUAUCAGCCUGGGUACAAAUGAUACCGUUGAAGCCAUCCAGAACUUCACCGACGCUCCUGCACCCCCGAUUCCGUGGGCUACGACGUUACCGGUCAUCAUCCCGAUGGAGAGCUGCGACAAAGCGGCCGAGCUGAUUGUGGAGCAUUUGGGCCCACAGGAUUUGGAGAAGAUGGUUGGAGGCGAGAAAUGGUGGCAGUUGAGAUCGCUGCCUGGUGUUCAGGGAGAGUGGAUCGCUAUGUCGAACGACUGGAAAAAGAUGAAGAGUAUGGAGAAGCACGCUCAGCAGAGUGCACCCAAGCCUUCACCCGCCACGACGAGCAGGCAGAGGAGGCGAAGGAACAAGCGCCACGAGAGGGCGCUUUCAGAGAUCCGGGCAAUGCGACAAAAGACCGAGUCUGCGUUGAAACGUCGGUCUCAGUCGUUCAAGAGAUCUUCGCAAGAAGUAAGGCGUCGUCAAGCCAAUGACGAUGAAGCCGAGGGAAUCAUCGAUGACGCCGAAUCGACAGCUUCAAGCGAAUCAGAGAUCCAACAGCCGAGCUCUGAUUCUGCCACGGACGAUGACAACGCAGAUCAACCUGCCGAAACCGAAGAGCUCGACCGUCUCCAACGCGUCAUGCUCUACUUCCAUGGCGGAGGAUACUACUUUGGUUCGCUCGCUACGCAUCGUUAUCAGAUCGUACGCUAUGCUCGCAAAUUUGGAGGCAAAUGUUUCGCGCCCAUCUAUCGAAAGGCUCCGCAGUAUCCUUGGCCCUGCGCGCUUCAGGACGCUGUCGCAUCGUAUCUUUAUAUGCUGUAUCCACCCAAGGGCGCAAAACACAAGCCUGUGGAUCCAAAGAAGCUCGUUGUCGCGGGCGACAGCGCAGGUGGAGGUUUGACGUUGGCUCUGCUGACGGUGAUUCGAGAUAUGGGGUUGCCAGCGCCAGCUGGUGCAGUUCUCAUUUCGCCAUGGUGCGAUUUGACGCAUUCCUUCCCAUCGAUUCUGCAGAACACGGCGACGGAUAUCAUUCCGCCCUAUGGCUUCAUUCAUAAGCCGUCGACCUUGUGGCCGAUCAAUGCCACCAAGCCGAUCACGAAGGACCAGCAAGGGAAGGCUAACGCCGAUGACGAGGAGCCUAGCAGGAAGGUGCCUGUUGGCGUUGACGAAGAUGUCGGCACAACGAGGGAUGCCGAGCCGACAGCGCGCAAGAGCGCCGUUGGCGGCAAGCUGCAAUCCACACGAGGCGGAGAGCACGAGUUUAACCAAACCCCACCUACUCGUGCUCACACCAGCGCACCGAACGGCAUUCCUCCGGCCCCAGAGCUUCUCUACUCGGAACCCAUCACCAUCCACCGCACUGACUCUUCGAAAGAAGCCAUCGAGCUUCGCGAGCAGAUCCAACUCUACGCAACCAACGACCAGCUUACCCAUCCGCUUUGCUCAGCCGUUCUCAGCGGCUCUCUCGGCGGUCUACCUCCACUCUACAUCCUCGCGGGUGAUGCGGAAGUUCUUCGCGAUGAGAUCAUCUACCUCGCACACCGUGCUGCUCAUCCACAUCGUUAUCCUCUGCGCAAGGACCUCCUCGACCAUUCGGCGCGCAAUCGCGAGAACGCGCAAAAGUACGAUUCCCAGCCGACAAAGGUACACUUGCAGAUCUACGAUCAGAUGUGCCACGUCUUGACGGCAUUUGCGUUUACGUCGCAGUCGAGGUUUGCAUAUCGAGCAGUGGCGUCGUUCGUCAAGCAUGUCACGGGUGCACCUACGGAUAUCAAGAAUCCGUUUCCGGAGGUGGUUGUGGGUGACAACACCAAUGACAAGGAAGGAGGCGAGGCUGACGAUAGUGAUUUUGAGGAGGAACGCUAUGAAGACGGUUUCAGUGACAAUGUGGGCGGAGAGGUGAAGUCGCCUCCGCUAGCCAGCAGUCUGAAGAGUGGAGACAGUCUGGUGGGUCGAGCGGUGACAAUGUCGCCUUCGUCUUCUCGACAAGGCAACGCCGUUGGAAGCAUGACUUCGAUGACAGGUUUGGGUGCAUCCGAUGGAGGUGUGGAUGAUGCAAAGCUCACUGCUAUCGAUGCAAACGCAGAGCACGGUGCAAGCAACUCGACCAGCGCGAAGCUUUGUGAUGAACCGGAACUCACGUCCGCCGUCGAGCCACCCAACGACAUUUCCAUUACAGCUGCCCAAACCGCUGCGUCCUCUGCGGUGCCCAGCAGCGCAGCUGCCUCUAGCACAAAAUCGCGACACCGAUCCAUGUCCCAACUUCUGAGCGAUACUUUACAUGGUCACCCUUCUGGAACUAGCUCCAUCUCUUCUCCCGCCACCCGUUCGCGACGGGGUACCGCGGACUUUCCCAACGAGUACACUGGGCAAGUCCCCCUGCUGCGUCCCUCAUUCCAAUCGUUUAUGAUCCGCGAACGUGUCGACGUACGAGGCUUCCUACGACCCCUAGAACCUGAAACUUCCCUUCCCGCCUUGCAAGUGCCACCCGACGAGAUUGGGUGUAUCAAAGAAGGUCCCGUAGAACGCUACCUCACUGGACAGACACAAUGGACCAAACGUUUCGCCAAGACGGCGCGGAAAGUGGAAAAACAACGAGCGAAAAACGAAUCGACAGCACAAAAGAUGCUUGAAGAAGCGUCCUCGCAAGGUUUACUGGACCUCGAAGCACUUCAGAAGAAGAGAGAUGGAUUGCUACUAAAGGCUUCCCGUGGUGGUGGCUCUGACCAAGCGAGCAUUACGGGUUCGAACAGAGCGUUAGGCUGGGAUGCUGCGGAUGUGGCGAAGAGGGCGGAACAGUGUCGAGAAAAGUGGACUUGGUUGGUCGAUUUUGGUCCUGCUGAUCUGGUCGACGAAACUCCGCCACCCACGGCUAUCGCCGGGAGACGAGAUACAGAUGACGCGUUGGCACUGUUGCGCAGAUCCCUCCAGAUCCGAGCAAGAGCGUACGGUGUUCAGCGCAAAUCGCGUUUCAGGGUGGCAGAGGAUGGAACCGUGCGCGCUCACUUCAGAGCUGAACAGAAUACACCGCUGGACGCCGAGACGAGCACCGAUCCAACCGGCAGAUCCGCUGAUCCAAAGGCCGAAACUAGCAACGGAAGAGGUGCCAAGGGUCAUCAUCAUCACAGAGGGCUGAGAGUGUGGAACUUGUUGAUGGUCAGAAAGCCUGGUUCGGCUGCGUCGACGGCCAAGAGCAAGGAAUAA
This is a messenger RNA of Mycosarcoma maydis (corn smut), 3375 nucleotides long. RefSeq lists its product as uncharacterized. The record is from RefSeq and is a predicted model, not a curated record. Gene Ontology annotation, molecular function: hydrolase activity. The transcript has a single exon. The coding region runs from base 1 to 3375 and encodes 1124 amino acids. NCBI's taxonomy places the organism in Eukaryota, Fungi, Basidiomycota, Ustilaginomycetes, Ustilaginales.